Manis javanica (Malayan pangolin) is the source of this 6999-nucleotide messenger RNA. It is a transcript of the gene SLC23A2, whose product is annotated as solute carrier family 23 member 2. Gene Ontology annotation, biological process: transmembrane transport. Gene Ontology annotation, cellular component: membrane. Lineage: Eukaryota; Metazoa; Chordata; Mammalia; Pholidota; Manidae. The record is from RefSeq and is a predicted model, not a curated record. Gene Ontology annotation, molecular function: transmembrane transporter activity.
CCCCCGGCCCGCCCCUCCGCGGCGCCAUUUUGCAGGCGGCUGUCGCGGGGACUGGAGGCGGCGGCGGGCACUGCGGCGCAGAGGCGCGGCGGCAGGACGGGAGCCCGGCGAGCUGCAGUCAGCUAGGUCUUGACUCUGCUAACCAGGACUCCCUGUGUGGUUUUGACUUUGGACUUCACAGCACAAGAUGUAGCUCAGCGGCUUCUAACGGAAAGCAUAUGGACAGGUCUGCGCCUCGGCAUUUUGGUGCUAAGAGAUGGCACUUGUGGGGCUCAUCUCUGCCUGAGGAUCGUGCUCCAGGCACUGGAAGAGCCACCUUGGGUCCGGGGCUUCUCGCUUGAACAAGUCUUCCCUUCCAGCCACGCCAGUCCAACGGCCAAACUACUCCCUUCCUCGUAGUGAUGGGUAUUGGUAAGAACACUACGUCCAAGUCCAUGGAGGCUGGAAGUUCCACCGAAGGCAAAUACGAAGAUGAAGCGAAGCAUCCUGGUUUCUUUACUCUUCCGGUGGUGAUCAAUGGAGGGGCCACAUCCAGCGGUGAACAGGACAAUGAAGACACCGAGCUCAUGGCAAUCUACACGACGGAAAACGGCAUUGCGGAGAAGGUGCGCCCUUAACGUCAGCCCCCCUCACCCAGUGCUGCUCGCAGACCCACAGGACGUGGAUGUCCUUCCCCAGGGCUCUGGGUGCCGUUUGGAGUGGAGCUCUCUCGCCGAAACCUUGGAUAGCACUGGCAGUCUAGACCCCCAGAGAUCGGACAUGAUUUACACCAUAGAAGACGUUCCUCCCUGGUACUUGUGCAUAUUUUUGGGGUUGCAGCACUACCUGACGUGCUUCAGUGGCACCAUCGCUGUGCCCUUUCUGCUGGCUGAUGCCAUGUGCGUGGGGUAUGACCAGUGGGCAACCAGCCAGCUCAUCGGGACCAUUUUCUUCUGCGUGGGAAUCACAACUUUGCUGCAGACAACAUUUGGAUGCAGGUUACCCCUGUUUCAGGCCAGUGCUUUUGCAUUUCUGGCCCCUGCUCGAGCCAUCCUGUCUUUAGAUAAAUGGAAAUGUAACACCACAGAUGUUUCAGUUGCCAAUGGAACAGCAGAACUGCUAUGUACAGAACACAUCUGGUACCCCCGGAUCCGCGAGAUCCAGGGAGCCAUCAUCAUGUCCUCGCUGAUAGAAGUGGUCAUUGGCCUCCUAGGCCUGCCCGGAGCACUGCUGAAAUACAUUGGGCCCCUGACCAUCACACCCACAGUGGCCCUCAUUGGCCUGUCUGGUUUCCAGGCAGCAGGAGAGCGAGCAGGGAAGCACUGGGGCAUCGCCAUGCUGACAAUUUUCCUAGUAUUAUUGUUUUCUCAAUAUGCCAGAAAUGUUAAAUUUCCUCUCCCAAUUUACAAAUCCAAGAAAGGAUGGACUGCAUACAAAUUACAGCUUUUCAAAAUGUUCCCUAUCAUCCUGGCCAUCCUGGUGUCCUGGCUGCUGUGCUUCAUCUUCACAGUGACAGAUGUCUUCCCUCCUGACAGCACGAAGUAUGGCUUCUACGCUCGAACCGAUGCCAGGCAGGGGGUGCUUCUGGUAGCCCCAUGGUUUAAAGUCCCAUACCCAUUCCAGUGGGGACUUCCCACCGUCUCUGCAGCUGGUGUCAUCGGCAUGCUCAGUGCAGUCGUCGCUAGCAUUAUCGAGUCCAUCGGGGACUACUACGCCUGCGCAAGGCUGUCCUGUGCCCCUCCACCGCCCAUCCACGCCAUAAACAGGGGGAUUUUCGUGGAGGGUCUUUCCUGUGUUCUCGAUGGAAUAUUUGGUACUGGGAAUGGCUCUACUUCUUCCAGUCCCAACAUUGGAGUUUUGGGAAUUACUAAGGUCGGCAGUCGCCGGGUGAUCCAGUACGGUGCGGCCCUCAUGCUCGCACUGGGCAUGAUCGGGAAGUUCAGUGCCCUCUUCGCCUCCCUCCCGGACCCUGUGCUUGGAGCCCUCUUCUGUACUCUGUUUGGAAUGAUCACAGCUGUUGGACUCUCCAACCUGCAGUUCAUUGAUCUAAACUCUUCCCGGAACCUCUUUGUCCUUGGAUUUUCGAUCUUCUUUGGGCUCGUCCUUCCAAGUUACCUCAGACAGAACCCUCUCGUCACAGGGAUAACAGGCAUCGAUCAAGUGUUGAACGUUCUUCUCACAACUGCUAUGUUUGUAGGAGGCUGUGUGGCUUUUAUUUUGGAUAACACCAUCCCAGGUACUCCAGAGGAAAGAGGAAUCAGGAAGUGGAAGAAGGGCGUGGGCAAAGGGAGCAAGUCCCUCGAUGGUAUGGAAUCCUACGAUUUGCCAUUUGGUAUGAACAUUAUUAAAAAAUACAGAUGCUUCAGCUACUUACCCAUCAGCCCAACCUUUGUGGGCUACACAUGGAAGGGCCUCCGGAAGAAUGCUAACAGCCGGAGCUCAGACGAGGACUCGCAGGCCACGGUAUAGCCUUAGCCCGCCCUGUGGCCUGGCCGCAGUGAGGCAUGUGUCUGUAGUUCUUGCUGAGUAACAAGCAGUAACGUAUAUGUUUAUAUAUCUGCAUUUACAUUUUGCACCUCAGAGCUAAGACAGAUUACAAAUAGCUUUUUUGUCGUGGGUGGUGAUUGUGUCUAAUACGGUGUUUCACCCAGCUCCUUAUUUAAGCCCUUGACCCAUUGCCCUUGAGAGCAUCCAUUGCUGGCUGUGGCCACCAAACUUGAAGUUCCUGUCCUCUUGUGGGAGUGGAUGUUUGAAACACACAGUGAUUCCUUGUUUUCCAUCUCCUUCCACUACCCUGUGCUGGCUUUUCUACAAGCUGUUUCCAGGGGCUUUCUGUCCUAGAAGCACCUGGACCUACUUUGUUAAAAUUUGACCUCGGCCCACACCUGCAGAGACCCCCUGUGGUCAAGGGGCACCAGUAUCCUCACAUUGUCACAGCUGACUGGUCAAAUGUGAUUCUGUGUUCCCUGAUAGUCCUAAGGAGGAGGCUGUUGACCUUUUUGCAGACAGUGUCAUGGUUACCCUGUGCCCACAUCUGUGCAUGGGUAAGGGCUGUACAGAUGUUAGAAUGGAAAUCUAUUUGGGGGAUUAGAGGGGAAGGGAAAGAACCUUGUAGUCAACUACUCUUUUGUCAAUGCUACCCUGGCCCAGUAGGAGCCAGUACAUUCCAUGCUGGCUUCUUUUCCGCUGUAACUGAGACACUAUCUGGCAUUUAUCACUCAUGGUUGGUGUGACGCCUGUAGAGUGCUACACAAGGGCACCAACAAAUGUUUAUUGGAGUCUUGGCUCUGCUGUCAUGUGGAUGUCAGUUAUUGUCAUGUGUGUCUAUAAUUACAAGAUCUUAUUCCUAUUUAAUGUUACUGACUAUAGCAGAUUUUUGAAAUCAGUGUUUUUCCGACCCCCUUACCUUGCAUCCCUAUUACUUGUUCCCCUUCUUCUCACCCCCCAUUAAGAAAAGAACCAGCUUUUGUAAAGCUGCGGAUGCCAUCGGGAAGCUUGUUGUCCUGGCUUUUGAAGGCCAGUAACCAUUAUUGUGGUUGUGUUUGUAUUGCUUGAUACCAUGAAAGUGUAAAUACUGUAAUGCCUAAUCUAUUUAUCAAAAACUGACUACUGGACCAGAACCCAGAAACUGUGGAUUAAGUUAUAUGUGAAUUUGUUUUGUGAAGAAGGGAUGCUGGGGCAGGCAACCAACAGAGCCGCCAUAUUGAAUGGCUUGGCAGCCUGGUAAUUACCUCGCUGCAUUUCUGUUGAAAGUCAUUUCUGGCAUAUAAGGCUUAAGGAGACUUCCUGUGUGUUGCCAUAUUACAUGUCCCCCGCUGGACCUUAAUUUUUCAGAGGGGAAGAUUAGGUCCUGGCCAAAUGCUGCUCUUCUUGUGUAAGUUACUGCAGAAGGUGGUGAGAAAAGCAGCUGGUCCCCCUUCCAUUGAGUUCUAAUUAAUAACACUAAAUUAUUUCUGAAAAAAUGACUUUUAUUGAAUUUGGUUUGAGAAUUUUCAGCCAGAGGAAAAAGCCUGAAACCUAAGUAGUGACCUUGCUACGUGAGGACAUGCUUCCUAAGAAUUAGUUGGCUCUGUCGAGCCCCGGACAGCAGCAGACAUUCCUGUGUCCGACAGCAGGGCAUGGUUCUUGGCAGCCUGCUGUCCACAGGGUGUGUUUCCUGGCCCUGCAGCUGGCUCUGCUUUCCUGCACUGGAUAUCUUUGCAGCAUUAUGAUGUCAGUAUAGUCUCCUUGACUUCUGGAAAGUUUGGGACUUGAAGGCAUAUUCUGGCAAGAAUAUUUGAGAGCCACUGCAUUGUUCUGCCAAGAUCUUACUGCAGAUUAAGUAAAAGAUUCAGAUUCUAAAUUACAUUUAAAUUUGUAUGUUGUUUUUUACAAUUGCAUUCAGUGAAUAGUUACUUUAGAACCACACAGGUUCAUGAUUUUCAUCCUUUUACCUUGGUGUAAGGCCUUGAGGCCGACAGCCCUCCUACACUGAGUCAUCUCACUUCCUUCUGUUUGUAUUUCUGUUCAGCAUCUCCAAUUUCUCUGCUCAGACAGGCAGGGAAAACUGUUAAACAUCCCAGAGGUUAGCAGCAUUCUAUCUCUGUAGGUGAGCAGAAGGACCAAAACCCAACUAAAAAGCAUCUGAACCAUGGGUAAAUCAGGAACAAGCUCCUUUCAGCUUAACUUGACCAGGCAUCCUCCAUCCCAGUGGUUAACACGCAGGCUGUGUGCUUCAAAUGUCCAGAAACCCACUGCCUUCUGACACCCCUCCUGGGCCGGGUUUUAUUGGGAGGUUUCAAAUCUGCUGGUCCAGGAGGUCUUCCCGCAAGCACUCAAAUGUGGAGGGAAGACCCAUACCACACCUCCUGUUGGGCAGAGGGGUUUUGCCUUUCUUGUUCAAUUGGGGCCAACUUCAGAUUUUCUGUCCAUAGUGGGAGAAGGGGACUGGAGGUAGGGAAGAAAGAGGGCAGCCUGACCAGAGGGCCCAUUGAACUUUCUGCCUGGCCUGGGAAAAUCACUUUUGCUUGACUGGGUGGAGUUUCAUGUUAAUGUGCAGCACCCCAUCCAUUCAAAAAAUAGUCCUGCUGCCAGCAGAUAUGCUGCAGAGGGAGUCUGUGGUUGAAAGAAACAUGCAUUCAUCUGUUCCUGGGGUCGAAGCACACACCUGAAGGGGAGGUUUGGGGGGCAUGGUGGUCAUGCCGGGUCUGAGCCUGUGUACUUCCCGCUUGCCUUGUUGGCCUGCAUUGCUGGGGCUGCAUACCUACUGUGCCGCAUUGGGCCAACAGAAUGCUUUAAAGUAUUUUGGAUGUAACAGUCCUUGGGCAGGGCAUCCAGGCUCCAGUUUCCACAGUGACCACCUGUGUACUGUCUUUGCAUUUACAUUAGUGAUCCAGAUGCGGGAAGUAGAAGUAUUUAUAAGGAUACUCCAGUGGGGUCCACCGCUGGUUUUAAUAAAAUGUCUGUAUAACAUGGGUCACAGAAAAUGGGAAAUGGCUCCAGUCUUUGUAAGUAAUUGUCAUUCUCAGUCUCACUAGGGAAUUGAGCUUAGAUUGAUUGAUACAGAAUAUUUCUUAAGAGGGCUUCAAAUGUUAACUUUUAUUGUUUCUUAAGAUUGAUCAAAGCAAGAGAAUUGGCUUAACCAAGCCAGCUGGGAUGAGGGAUCAUGGGUCCUGAUGGUUUCCUGUUUCCAUGGUAACAAAUUCACACACACACACACACACACACACACACACAAUUUGCUUUAUACUGUAGAAUACUGACUUUCAUGAUGGCAACUUGGUUUAUGCAUGAAUAUUGCAGUAUUUCCAUAUAGUAAAAUAACAUUUCUACCCAGGAUAAUAUAGUUUUCCAGGGAGGGAAUGAUAUAAUUUUCAUGACAAUGUCAUGUGAUAAUAGAAUUUCUCCAUUGAUGAAUCUCUAGUAUGUGUGUAUACUUUAUUUACCCAUGUGUAUACUUUAUGGCCACGAGCUAAGUUGUUUCUUUAAUUCAUGUCCCUGGGGUAAUAUUGGUACUAGCAACUUAGACUUGAGGUUGGCAACUAUAACCUUCCAUAAUAUUGAUCACAGAGUGGCCUGGCCAGACAGAAGGCCAAUAAGGAGCUGUGGCAGAAGCCUCCUUCCAGAGCCUGUCUGGCGCAGGGAGAGGAAGCAUCCUUCAGGCAGCUGUACCGGGGGUGUGCGCUCGGCUGCAGACAUUGUCCUGGCGUGGCUGCUGCUGGACACUCAGUGUGUGCAGGAAGCGGCACCCUGGACACUGAGGUGGUGCGCUGUGUACACACUUGAACUCCCACGGGGCCACUGCUCCAGGGAGCCACCCAUUGGCUUUAGAGAAGAGCCUGGGGUUUCAUGUGUUCUGCGUGUGGUGCUCUGUCCCCUUAUGAUUCAGACACAAGUAGAACAUUUCCCUGCACCCCUCCUGCAACACAACCUGAGUAGUGCAAGAAGACCACCCAUGGUUGCCAGCGUCCAGCUCCCGCACAUGGACCUUUAAAGCAUGUGGGUGCUGGGAUCCCUUUUCAGAGCCUCUCAUACAUUCCUGCCCUUUCCAGUCCUUGAUUGCGCCUCCUAACAUCCAGCAUCCUUAGAAUUGUGUAUUUCCUGGCACUUAAGACACUUACCAGUGUUGCCAUCUUACUGACAGCUCAAGUUAAUACCCUGUUUGUUUUGUUUGUAACAAUCUUUGUUUGACACAUUAAUAAAUUUCUGACUGUUCUUAAAACAGUGGGGAUGUCUAUAUUUUCCUUGAGUUUUUGUGACUGACUUUGGCUCUCUACCUUUCCAGGAUUUAUUUUGUUUGUUUUUAUUUUGAAUACUGAGGGUAUCUGGGGGUGGGGUUGUUUUUUGAGAUGUGUAAUUCUUUUAUGGAGUUUCUAAAAAGAAUUUUCAUAUUGUUUUUCUAACAUGGCUUCAUUAAUCGUUUAAGUAUUUUAAAAAUAUGUAAUAUUUGGACCAGAUGUUGUGAAUAAUAGUAGAGAUAAAGCUAUUUUAUUCUGUAUUUUUAAAACUGUUCCAUACAAAUAAAAGCUCUCCUGGAUGCAG